AUGCGAUUUCUGGUUGUCGGAAUAUUUGCUGCUGCUUCUUUCAUUUCGAAGAAUCACGCUCAAAAAGUAUGUACUGUAACGCAGUUGGAACAUCUUGAUCGACCUCGCGAAUGCUCAGUUCUACAUUUGAACACAUACCUCGAAGGUCGACUAUCUCGUCAUCCAAAGCUGUACGACUACAUCAAGAACAUUGGAGAAUAUCGCUUGUUCAUGCUGAGAAACUCCACUCUUCAGAAACUCUCGGAACGUGACGUCAUAAAGCUGCGCUCUGGAGCCGUUGUGAACAUUGUGAACAACCAGAAUCUGAGAACCCUUCCAAAUUUCAAAUGGGAAGACGGUGCUGAAGUCGAAUUUACAAUUUCUAACAAUGUAAAUCUCGAUACAACCAAUCUGUUGAAUCUUCUCAAAUCAAAACACAUGAGCACUUCCGGUGUCCAACGACCUUUCUCUUGCGGCGAUACACGUGAAAAAUCCUCCGAAUGUCGUGUCAUUGAAGGAACGCUCAUCAUUGGAGACCCAAGGAACGAAGAUCUUCGCAAGCUUGAAGAAGUUUAUGGUCGUAUUGUUGCCAGCAAGACGAAUUUGACAGAACUCCCGGAAAUGCCAAGGUUAAGGAAAGUUGAAUGGAAGGGGAAAUCAAAACACCCUGCAAUCUUUAUUAAACAUAAUUACAAUCUGAAAAGCAUUCAAUCGCUCAGCCGAAUUAAGAACAUUGUGGUAGAAGAAGGAAGCAAAGCAGUGGAAAUUGAAAACAAUCCGUUGCUUUGUAUUGAACCAGAAAUUAUUGAAAGUCAAUUUGUGAAGAAAUACGCGAAGGGAAUAAAAAUGUGUGGAAACGGUCAGAGAAUACACCCUGCUCCUGUUCAAAAGCAGAGUUCAGGAAAUGGAACUAUGUGUGUAGUGACCAAAGUCAGUGACUUAGAGAAGAGUAAUAAGUGCAAAAUGCUACAUCUAGAUACGUAUUCCGAUCAGGAUUUAGCGCAUCAUCCAAAGUUGCUUAAAUUCAUUGAAGCUAUUAAAGAGUACGACUUAUUUAUUCUGAGAGAUUCUUAUUUACCAAGAAUUACGAACCUGUCUGGCAUUAAGCUGCAUAAUGGUUCGCAAGUGAUCAUAACUCAAAAUAGUAUGCUGGAAUGGCUUCCCUACUUCUUUUGGGGUAAAGGCGAUCAUGUUGAAUUCACGGUCGCUGAUAAUCCGAAGCUUGACACAAAAGAUUUGCUCAGAUCCCUUAAAUCAAGGAAGAUCAGUACUAAGAACGUUCAGCAACCUUUCGCAUGCGGUGACCUACGGGUGAACUCGUCCUCCUGUCGAGUUAUUCAAGGUCCGCUUGAUCUUGAUGAACCUAGAAACCAGAACCUUGAACAACUUGAAGAAGUCUACGGACUUGUUGUUUUGAGGAAUUCUAAUCGAGAACGACUACCUACAAUGCCAAAACUGAGAAAAGUUCAAUGGGAAGAGAAAUCAAGUUUUGCUGCAAUCACCAUCGAGAAUAAUCCCAAUUUAAAAAGCAUCGAAGAGCUUACGGGUAUUGAGACAGUUGUGGUGGGACCCGAGAAUAAAGCAGUGGAUAUCAGGGGAAACCGUGUGCUUUGCAUUGAACCAAAGAAUGUCAACCGUCCGUUCGUGAAGGAGUAUGCCCGCUAUAUUAGAAUUUGUGGAAGGAAAGGUGGCAAAUCACAAAACCAGGGCAAAAAUUCGUCAAGACAUGACGGUUUUCUACAAAAUCCGUGA
Molecule: messenger RNA, 1731 nt
Organism: Necator americanus (New World hookworm)
Lineage: Eukaryota; Metazoa; Nematoda; Chromadorea; Rhabditida; Ancylostomatidae
Exons: 12
Coding region: 1-1731 (576 amino acids)
Source: RefSeq, a predicted model, not a curated record